Molecule: messenger RNA, 3619 nt
Organism: Onthophagus taurus
Lineage: Eukaryota; Metazoa; Arthropoda; Insecta; Coleoptera; Scarabaeidae
Product: irregular chiasm C-roughest protein
Biological process (GO): cell-cell adhesion
Cellular component (GO): cell-cell junction; plasma membrane
Molecular function (GO): cell adhesion molecule binding
Source: RefSeq, a predicted model, not a curated record
UCAGUCGUCGUCGUGCUGCCGAACUGUUUAUGUCGAUGAAACGUUCUUCUGAAGGACCAAAUACGCGAUACCCCGCGAAUCCUCGACCGCCUUUUUACCGUUUUUUUUUGUUGUUUUCAAUAUUUUUUUGCAACACCAUCGAGUGAUGUCCAUUUUUGUGUUUACUGUUUACCCAUCUAGUGCCUGAAACCAUUUCGUGUUUUGUAGCGUGUACUUUUUUAAGUGCAAAAAAAAUUUUGGAUUUUGUGCACCCCUCGAAAAAAGGAUAUACAUAUUUAACCAAAAAUUUAUACGUGCUCUGAAUGUGUUAAUUGUUGUGAUAAGGAUUUUAUUUAACUUCAUACAAUAACGUUUUUUUAAUAAAUCCAAAAUCUACAUCGCAUGCUUUUUAAAGGAUGAAAACGGUCGCUGAGAUGUUGUAGAAAGGAUUUUUUAAACUCUAAAUAAGGAAACGAGACAAUCAUACGAAUAGAUGGCACCAGUGCACAAGUUUCUGCUGCUCCUGUUGCGGAUGGCCGGUUGCGUCCUAGUGGCGCACGGUUACAAGGAGCAGAAGUUUGCGAUGGAACCCCAGGAUCAAACCGCUGUAGUAGGAUCGAGGGUAACACUUCCUUGCCGAGUAAUUAAUAAAAGUGGUCAUUUGCAAUGGACGAAAGACGAUUUCGGACUCGGGACGCAUAGAAAUUUGAGCGGAUUCGAAAGAUACGCUAUGAUUGGGAGCGAUGAAGAAGGAGACUUUUCCUUGGACAUCUACCCUGUGAUGCUCGAAGAUGACGCAAAGUACGAGUGCCAAGUGUCGCCGGGUCCAUUGGGACAACCGGGGAUUCGAAGCCACGUGGCCACCAUCACCGUUCUUGUCCCACCGGAUUCCCCAAAGAUUGUGCAGGGAGAUUAUCUGAUGACGACAGAAGACCGCGAAAUCGAGCUUGAAUGCGUAAGUUACGGUGGAAAACCGGCUGCGGAAAUCACGUGGAUUGACGGUAUGGGAAACGUUCUCGCCGAGGGUAUCGAGAACAUCGUAGAAGAGCUUUCGGACGGCAGACGUUUCACCGCUAAAAGCAUUUUGAAACUUACGCCCAGAAAGCAACACCAUAACACGACAUUUACUUGUCAAGCGCAAAACACGGCCGAAAGGACACAUAGAUCUGCAAAAAUGAAAUUGGAGGUGAAAUACGCUCCAAAAGUAACAGUCAGUAUUAUUUCUGGAACUGCACCAAAUGGAAGAAUUCCAGAAGGAGCGGAAGUACAUUUGGGUUGCCACGCGGACGCAAAUCCUUCAGUUGUAACUUAUAGGUGGUUCUUAAACAAUGAACUCUUAGUGGGUGAUUACACGACUGAAUUAAUUUUGCAUAAUGUAACAAGAAAACACCACGACGCCAUCGUAAAAUGCGAGGUGCAAAACGAUGUUGGGAAAAGUGAAGAAAGUGAGACCCUUGAUAUAAGUUAUGGUCCCCAAUUUCGUAAUAAACCAAAAUCGGCCCAAGCAGAUUUAGAUUCAAGCGUAACGUUAUCUUGUGACGUUGAUGGUAAUCCAAUACCCGAUAUAACUUGGAUUCAACAAGAGAAAAACAAAGUGGUCAGUACGAGUCCAAAUUUAACGUUGAGAGUCGAUGGUGAAACAGCCGGAAGAUAUUAUUGUAAAGCUCACGUUCCUGGAUUCCCAGAAGUCGGCGCUGAAGCCUCCAUUUACCUCAAAGGACCACCAUCAAUAAUUAGUCACAGGACUCAAUUCGGAGUUGAAGGCGAUAACGUUCGCGUCGAAUGCACAGCCUUUUCAAUUCCAGCUCCGGAAAAAGUCGUUUGGACUUUUAAUGGACGCGAAAUUGAUUUGCACAAUAGCGAUUAUUCGAUUUUGGAGGAUCCGCUUCCGGAAGGUGUUAAAUCAACGUUAAUUAUUAGAGAAUCUCAAGAAAGACAUUUUGGUGUUUAUAAUUGUAGUGUUGUUAAUCCGUAUGGAAGCGAUAUGGUUGAGAUUAAUUUAAGGCCACAAAAAAAUUUUCCAAUAAUAAUGGUAACAGCUGGAAGUGUCGCUUUAGGAAUCGUCAUUGUUAUUAUCGCUCUAAUAGUUUGCCUUUAUAAUAGGCAAAAUCAUAAAAAGCCUCCUCCAGAAGGAGGAGAUGUUAAUACGAUGGAAAAACAGUGCAAAGAAUCCGAUCGUAGUUCAAACAUAUCCGAUUUAAAGUUGGAUUUAAGAACUGGAUCUUCAAACAGUAACAUGCACUGUGAUAUGGAUUAUAUUCCGGGAGAAUCCGAAACCGGGAGCGAGUCUGUUAUUACUAGAAUAGGUGUUCCAUUAGCCGGACCCGUUAACGUUCCUGGUCAAGAUUUGUACCGAUAUUCCUCCGAUUACACAGACCAACCCUUCCCUCCAAAAGAUGGCCAAAACAACAAUGGUUACGUCCCUUACGUAGAUUACUCAAGAGAUUACAACCCGCCAUUAAUGCAACCGCCCCCAAUAACCUCUUCAUUAGAUCACAGCAUUCAAUCGACGCGUCUUCAACUAAACUCAUUACAAAGUGGUCAUCAAAUUCCAGUUUCCGGGAGCGGAAUGCCGCUUUCCGAUCUGUCGGACAUUCAUCUAAACUCCUUGAAUGCAUCUCAUUCUCACGGCGGAAACGUUCCUAAUGGGAACAUCCCCGUCGGCGGGAUUGAUCCUCGUUUUAGUGCCACAUACGGUAAUCCGUAUUUAAGAAGUACGAACAUCGGCCUUCCAACUCCAAAUACGGCGAAUCCAGCCGCAACGCCGGCUCCUCCACCAUAUAGUAGAGACUCGACAAGAAAUAAUUUGAAUAUAAUAAAUUCAAGUGGUAUGGUGACUGCUAGUGCUAACGUGGUGAACACGGUGUUGGCCGCGAACGGUUCGAACGGGAGCAUUCCCCAAGUUACGAGACUUCCAAAUUCGCCUACGAGUCAAUAUAUUGUGCCGAACAGUAACGCGACAACAAUAAAACGGGGGACGAUGGCCACGCACGUAUAAUACACGUGUGCUGCCGAUAGGUUCUUUGCGCUUCGAUUGGAUACGAUUAAUGAAUCAGAUUGUUAAAUAAAAACGAUUGGUGAAAAACGGAUGGUUAAAAAAAUUUAUAAGAAUGAAUGGGAAAGAGUAAAAGAAAUUGGUGGUUAAAAGAAAAAAGACUGAUUAUUAAAAAAAUUACUUAGCAUGGAAUCGUUUUUAUGUUAGUUUUCGUCAAUUUUGUAAAAAAAAAGAAAAUAAAAACGCCGAGGUGUAUAUUUAUUAAUUUAAAAAAAAAUUGUAACGAAAAAAUCAGUUUUUUAAACGUCCUGUAAAGUUUAUAUGGGAAAGAUUUAUUACCUAGACAAUUAAAUUAAUUGAUGACUACGAAUUGUGAUUAAAAAUUAAUCGGAUAAUAGUACAGUUAUAUUAAUAGCUACCAAGAAAAAAAUUUUAUAUCAAAACCCCCAGAUUAAACUAAAACGUAUUUAAGGGUUAAUUUGGGACAAAAUAUGUGCAAGAAAAUGUGCAAUUUCUUUAUUGAUAGAAAAAAUAUUAUUCAAAAUUAACCCUUAACCUUCCAAUACAUGUGCUUGAGACUAUGAGUCCGCAAUUAUUAAUAGAAACGAUCGCCAAGCAAAAGAUAGCUGUAUCUGAAAAUGCACA